AUGUCGUCAGAAGGGGAGAUAAUUGUUGUAACCGGUGGAGCCGGGUUCCUGGGACAACACAUUGUCAAACAUCUCCAGGAAAAGGGAGAUAACUUAAAAGAGAUACGUGUCUUUGACAGAAAAGUGUAUCAAAACAGGCUGGGUCAUAAAGAGGACACGCCUAUGUGGAGCAUUGUUGGGGAUCUGUGCAACCCUGACGAAGUGGUGUCUGCCCUCAAGGGAGCGAACUCUGUCUACCAUGUAGCAGGUUUGGUUAGCUUCGGUACUUUCCCAGACAUCGAAGGAAUGGAGAAAGUGAAUGUGGAAGGAACUCGGAAUGUCAUCGAGGCGUGUCUCAAGCAGAGCGUUUCUCGACUGGUUUUCUGCAGUACCGUGGACGUUGUAAUCGGCUUCGAUGAAAUCAUUGAUGGCGACGAAGUGACAACGUGUAAGCCAGAACAUUUCCUGUUUCCCGGAUACCCUGACACAAAGCAUCGGGCAGAGCUCAGCGUAUUGGACGCCAACUCUCAGCAACUACCUAAUGGUAAAAAACUUCAUACUUUAUCCUUGAGACCAAAUGUAAUGUACGGGGAAGGGGACCCUUAUUUUGUGGUCAAUCCCUUGGCGGCUGCGAAGAAGGCCGGGGGUACGCUAUACAAAGUUGGAAAUGGAAAUGCCCUGUUCCAGCAGUCAUAUGUGGGCAAUGUGGCUUGGGCGUUUAUUCUCGCCGAUCGUGCAUUGAAACGACGACCAACAACAGUGGGCGGUCAGGUUUUCUUCGUCCCUGAUGACACUCCAAUUCAGAGCGUGUUUGAUUUCAUGCACCCAUUUUUGACAGCUCGUGGGUACAAGCUCUCUAAAGGGAGCAUUCCCUAUUGGCUACUCUACUGUCUCAUGUACCUGACCGAAACAGUGCUCUGGAUUAUCUCCCCCUUUGUGAAGAUCAACCUGAACACUCCUCUUUGCAGCAUCAUUUAUUCCAACAUGUCACUGUUUUUCAAUAGAAACAAAGCCGAAAAACUACUUGGCUACAAGCCUAUUUACACCCCUGUACAGUCCAUUAAGCGUUCAGUUCAGUACUACAAGGACACCAAAUUAUGAGAUGAAACCGCUGAAUAUCUUCUGCAAACUGGGGUUGUGCAUUUUGUGCCUUAAUGAUGGAAAAUGAUAAGAAUUGCUGUAUGAUUUUUGCUUUUACCUAUCCCUGGAACCAUGGAGCGGAAGCUUGGCUUAGUCGUAGAUGAGACUAUGGCUUACGACCUAAUUGCACUUUUUUCAUACCAGUUUGCCACUAAAAUUGCGUUACAACGAAAAUGUUAGAAACUUGCAUGUAGCACAGCAAACAGUUCUGAAGUGCAGAUUAAGCCAGUGGUAAGUUUAUGUCAUGGGAUGGGCCCAAUCUAUGUAUGCUUUAGCCUUAUCAGUGUGAAAACAAAAUAUUACACAUCUUUAAUUUUCAGACCAGGGUGAAGAGGGUUUAUUACUUGUUUACUACAAUGGCUUAUGAGGCGUCAAAAACGUGCUUUGGUGUUUUUAUUUUACUGCGUAUUGAACAAAUUAAUUUAAUGUAUUCUUAUGCUUGCAAACCGCAGUGUUCGUACUAUCUUCUAUAUUCUUCUACGUCCAUGUUGAUAUAUAAAUUCGUGAAGACCAUUUACAAAAUAUUUAUACGAUCAAGAUCGUCAUCUUUGUGCCAUUUACUUUUUUUGUUGCAUUUCCGACUUUGUGUCGAUGCUUUACCACAAAUUCUUCAUUCUAACGCAUCUGUUCCAUGUAAACGGGGCUAGAAAUGUAUCGUGCAGGACGUGGUGAUUUAAGGAGUUUUCUCACAAGUUAAUCAAACCUGAGCAAUAUAAAUUUUAGGGGAUAUUCUUAUAAUCCAGAGAGAAGUUUAUUCCGCUUACCAUUUUUCUGGCCAAACGAGGAACACUCCAACCAAACCCACUAAUAUAACACUAAUAUCAGAAGGCUACUAGCCCUUAUCCAGUGAAGUGGCAAUCUCAGAUGUAUAGCUCUUGUUGGUUGUAUAUGUAAUGUAUCAGCUGUGGUUUUACCAUGUCGUCCCGAGUUCUCAUAUCAGUGA
Messenger RNA from Liolophura sinensis, 2062 nucleotides. RefSeq names its product 3 beta-hydroxysteroid dehydrogenase type 7-like. Gene Ontology annotation, molecular function: oxidoreductase activity, acting on the CH-OH group of donors, NAD or NADP as acceptor. NCBI's taxonomy places the organism in Eukaryota, Metazoa, Mollusca, Polyplacophora, Chitonida, Chitonidae. Bases 1 to 1080 code for a protein of 359 amino acids. The record is from RefSeq and is a predicted model, not a curated record. The transcript is spliced from 4 exons. Gene Ontology annotation, biological process: steroid biosynthetic process.